AUGACGCCAGCCUCAGGCGGAAGCAACCAGGGCACGUCUACAUUCACAUUCAAUGACGAUGCAGCUGUGUAUGCUAAGGCGACCGAGGACGCCAGACUGGCAGAGCAAGUCAAUGACCUUCCUCGUCAAUACGGUCAAGAGGUCACUGCCAAAGCAGGCUCCGUCAUCAGCCUUCCCCGUCUGGCGGACAUUAUCAAGGUGCAAGCAAUAGACACCCAAUCUGAGCAGGCGGUCGUUUCUGCCUGGCAUGGUCUCAAGCACGUCCACAACGACGCAUCAACAUCUGACGGUCGGAUGCCUACUUUGCAGCACCCACGAGCGAUAGUUGCACAUUGA
This is a messenger RNA of Colletotrichum gloeosporioides, 336 nucleotides long. RefSeq lists its product as uncharacterized. The transcript is spliced from 2 exons. Bases 1 to 336 code for a protein of 111 amino acids. The record is from RefSeq and is a predicted model, not a curated record. NCBI's taxonomy places the organism in Eukaryota, Fungi, Ascomycota, Sordariomycetes, Glomerellales, Glomerellaceae.